AUGUUUUUUAAUAAAUAUAGAAAAAAAUUUACAAACACCAAAAGGAGGUAUUGUGAUGUACAAAAUAUUGAUUAUAAAAAAUGUGGAAAACCAUUAGACAUUUUUGCAGACGAGGAUUCGUUAAAAAAUCUCAUAUUAAGAGAUUACUUUAAAAUAAUUUUAAAAAAUGUUUUUAUAAAUUUUCAGAAAAAAAAUUAUUUCUUUGAAGUAUUUAUCCAUGUGGACAUAUUAAAAUUAAUUGAUUCCAUGCAUUACGAGGGGUGUUAUAUAACGAAAAACUUCGUCUCGUUUAAUAACUUUUUUAAUGAAAUUUCAUACUCAUUGUUAUCCAAAUUUGAGCAACAAUUUAAGAAAGAACAACUGGGUGAUGAUAUGGUGGAUUACCUAAAUAUUAUUAUAAGCUGUAAAUUUCUCACUGUUACACUUAUUCCUAUUAAUACUCCAAUAAAAACUGAUUGUAUUCUGAAUUUAAUGAAUUUGAACCACCCAGGAUGUAAUUUUUAUCAAGUGAUUGAACUAAUUAAUGCAACAUUAAUGUGCAAGGACAAAAAGAGUUUUUUAUAUAGAAAGCUUUAUAUGAGAAUAUGUGAAUGCUCCAAAAAGUAUUUACCGCACCAAAAUAUAAUUAUAAGAAUAAAUAAAUUUGGGAAUAUGAAUGAAAACAAUGAAGAUAAGAAAAUGUGCAUGUUGUGCUUCACAAAGGAAUAUGAAGAAGUUGCCCAUAAAAGACAGUUCAAAAAUUUUUACGUUUUGAAAUUUUCUUUUAGCAAGACGAUAGAUGAGUAUAGCAGUAGAGACGAAUGCUCAACGUUUGAAGUCUUAUACCAAGAUGUCACCGAAAAGAACGAGACUUUUGAAAUUGGGAUGAAAUAUAAUUUGAUAGUUGUAUCUAUUCCUAAUCAACCAAAUAAGAACAGCAUUAAAGGGGAGCGAGUUGGAAAUAUUUGGCUACUAAAUUAUAGGAUGAAUAAAACGAGAAAAUUUGAAUGCAGUUCAUUGUCGUUGGUAGAAGACGAAAACAUGUCAUUAUCUACUGAGAAGUUUAAUUUUUUACUGCAAACUGAAAAUUUAGAAGCUAUUAAUAAAAUUAUAAGUGGUAUAUUAAAGCUCCCAUCCAAUAAUUCUUGUUUGAAUAAAAUUUGCAAAACCACAAAGCUAGCCCUUAUUUUGAUUAGUAUAUGUAGUAAUGUGUUAAAGUAUGCAAAGUUAGAUACAUUUGCUCAUGACUUAUAUAGCAAAUUGAAUGAGAACCAGUGGAUCAGUGGGAAUGUUACGCGACAUGCCUUAACGAGAAUAAGAGCGCCGCAUUGUUUCUUCUUAUGUCUAGAUGAAGUAAUAAUGAUGGAAUUAGUUAAGUUUUGCAGUUAUUUCUGCAAAAUAAAAAUACUACAUGUAAAAGCAGAUUCUUUUGACAUUUUAUAUACUCAAAAGUAUGAUGUACUAGUAAUCAAUAUAAACAAUUUGAACAGUUGUCAAAUUAACAUAUUAGUGGAAUUAAUGAAGAAUGGAGUGUACAAAUGUAAGAAGGUAUCCUUUCCUGUGUCGACAACCUUUUGGAUAUAUGCCGUGAAGUCUUACAUAAGAAACGAACAUGAAUUCAACACUUAUAUCAAGGGAAACCUGUUGGCACGGUUCGAUUUCUUAUUCGAACUAAGCUUUGAUGAAGAGGAUGAUAUAAUCGAUGAAAUACUAAGGAAAACUGAUGAAGUUGAAAAGGAAAAUUUUGAUUUUUACUUUGAACUGAAUAAAAACUAUUCUUAUUUAAAAAGAAGCCAUUUAACUUAUUUUGAAUUCAAGGGAAUGUGCAAUGUGGCGAAAUCUAUUAUCCAAAAAUAUUUUAGUAUGGCUGCGGACUUAUCUACUUUGACUGUACAUCACAUAGGAAUAUGUGAAUUGCUAUGCAUCAGUGCAUCUAUAUUGUUAAAGAAAAAGGAAUGUCUAAUUGAGCAUACUGUUUUGGGUCUCUUUUUAUAUGACAAAUUUGUGUCUUCCACAAAAAAUAAGCUAACACAAUUUAAUAAAAACAUUUUAAACAGUGUAAUGAAUUCUCAAGAUAAGAACAGUAAUUCUUUUCAGAAGCUAAUGACUUACUUUUCAUCAUAUAUAAAUGCAACGAUGAAUAUAUAG
Plasmodium gonderi is the source of this 2127-nucleotide messenger RNA. RefSeq lists its product as hypothetical. The transcript has 12 exons. Lineage: Eukaryota; Apicomplexa; Aconoidasida; Haemosporida; Plasmodiidae. The record is from RefSeq and is a predicted model, not a curated record. Bases 1 to 2127 code for a protein of 708 amino acids.